AUGUUUGUACCUGGAUUGGGCAGAGGAAGGCAUGAGCUAUCAUCUGACAUGGAUAAAAAGUUUAUUAUAUGCCUAUUAGCAAACUUCCUGGUGAGGCUGUGGAGUCCCCUGGGGCAGGAGAGAGAUCACAGUGAACAGGCCUCUCCUCAUCACCAUGGCAGGAGUGAUGGUUAAUAGUGGGGGCCAGCACUUUGUCCAGGUGCCCCAAGCUAUGAUCUCUAGUGCCAAUAACCAGCCUAUAGUAAUGCUACAGUCCUCUGCGAUACCAGUGCAAACUGUGCACCUGGGGAACCAGCAGCUAGUCACCCUGAGCCCAGUAAAUCAGUCUCCACAGAUCCUGGAAAACUACCUCAAAGCAGAGCACAAGGCACUUGGGGUUGUCCAGAUAAUGAUAGGCCUGAUCCAUAUUGGUUUUGGAGUGAUUCUUGCAAUGUCCUGUGGCUUCUCCCUGGCAGGUGUUAGCGGUUACGUGUUCUGGGGCGGCCUGCUGUUCAUUACUUCUGGAUCCCUCUCGGUGGCUUCAGAGAAGAAUCCUGUAGACUGUCAUAUGAAAGGCAGCCUGGGGAUGAACAUCAUCAGUGCUAUUGCUGCGAUUGUGGGGCUAAUUCUAAUGAUUGUAGAUGUGUCUAUUAGGAGCAUGCCAUACAAUGCCUCUUAUUUACUGCUUAUGUCUACAGAAGGGAUAACAGCCAUGCUCAUCAUCUUCAGCAUCCUGGAGCUGGUUGUUGCAAUCAGAGUCACUCAUUUUGGGUACCAAAUCUUCUGUUGCCAACCUAAGGCUCCAUUCAUUAUACAGAACGCCUGCCUGACUGUUGAAGUCCCUCCUCCAGAAGCGUCCUCUCCACCACCGUACGACUAUUCAGCUUCCAAUCCCAGGAAUCUGGCAAAAUAGAGAGGCUAAGAAGAAACCAGAGGGUGAAACAGAACGUUGCAGCAACAUGAGUUGCAGUUCAGCUAAAGAGGAAAUCUCAAUUCUUCUGCUCAAUUAAUUUGUUUUGACACAUUACUAGCCUACAGAUCCAUGAGUUUCUUAAAUAGAUCUCCUCCCUAGAGAAGGAACUUUUUCUUGCUGUGAAAAUCCUGUCUUUAAUGCAAUUGGUUUCUCUGCAGUCCUUUCUGUUUUGGUCCCUUGUAGAAAGGUAUGUGCAAUUCUCUUCACCAAGCUCCACAAAGAUGU
This is a messenger RNA of Alligator sinensis (Chinese alligator), 1177 nucleotides long. Its product is annotated as membrane-spanning 4-domains subfamily A member 12-like. Lineage: Eukaryota; Metazoa; Chordata; Crocodylia; Alligatoridae. Gene Ontology annotation, cellular component: plasma membrane. Gene Ontology annotation, biological process: cell surface receptor signaling pathway. The transcript is spliced from 7 exons. The coding region runs from base 155 to 892 and encodes 245 amino acids. The record is from RefSeq and is a predicted model, not a curated record.